Protopolystoma xenopodis is the source of this 1914-nucleotide messenger RNA. NCBI's taxonomy places the organism in Eukaryota, Metazoa, Platyhelminthes, Monogenea, Polystomatidea, Polystomatidae. The record is from the annotation of a GenBank genome assembly.
AUGUCUGUACGCCCUGAAAAAACACUUCCUUGUGCUGAGUCUCCACGAUGUCUUUUGUCCAUCUCGUCGCUUCGACAAGGUGACAUAAUCCAAUUGGACUCGCCUGAAUCCCUCACCGUCCAAGAGACCGCCCUCCUGGCCGCACAAAAUCCCGUUCCGGGUGGCUUGGCUUCCUCGUCGAUCAGCGAAGAGUCGGGCCUGGCAAGCUGUGUGGCCGAGGCCAGAUCACGAAGUCCGGCCGAACUGUCGCGUCUCAGCCUCUCCAAUUGCGCCAUGCCGGCCUACCCUUUCAGUCUAGCAAUGGCACCGUCCCGGACAAACACGAUGUGCAGCGGUUCUUUGGCCGCUGGUCCUGCGCCCACCUUCUCCCGACUCUUCAUGUCUAGUCAGCAUCAGCAGCAGCAGCAGCAGCAGCAUUCUGUCUGCAUGCCGGUCUCCGUCAUUGGCAGCCUGAACACGGCAGCUCUCCUCGUCACCAAAGACGCCCUGGACGCCGAACGCGCCGUCUCUCAGUCUCUGCAGGCAGCGGCUGAGGAGCUGCGCUACGGCCUGCAGGCCGUUGCCGCCAGCUGCGGUGAACAUGUCAGUCAGGUACCGAUAGCCGUGGUCGUGGAGACGACGCCCGGGCUGUCGGGGCUUCAGGGCUUCCGGUGCUUCGAGGAGACGGCCGGUCGAGACGCGGAGCCGGUCGGCCCGACACCGGUUGAUGAGUUCAUCGCGGAGAAGCGUCAGCUGCUGACGGAUCGGGAGACCGGCUUCUGGACGGUGGCGAACCACCAGCAGCGGAGAACUCGUUUGUCUCACCAGGUCUGGCAGGACCUGGGCUCGGGGAAUCUGACCGCGGUAGGGGAGCUUCCGAUGCGGCAGACGAGGCGGCAGCGAGAAAGUGAAGAAGAGGAUCAAGUCGCAAAUGAGGAGGAAGAGGAAGAAGAGGAGGAGGAGGAGGAGAAGAAGGGGAAGAAGGAAGAGAAGGAGGAGGAGGAGGAGGAGGAGGAUGAAUGCGAAAAUGACAAUGGGGAGAAAAUUCGUCCGGAGCACUGCGUCAGUUUGAUGGACAUCACUCAAGUGAAAGACAUCAUCUCGCCAGUUCUCUUCGCCUCUUGCAGCACCCUCUAUCCCGGACACAACGAGGAGCAGGCCUCGUGUCCCCACGGCAGCCUGCGAGACAGCGAAUUCCGUUUCCUGGGCGUCCGGGAAUCGAACUUGUCAGCCGCUCCAGCCGCUGUGGCUACUGGUCCCAGUGCAACUGCUGCCUUUGCAACGAUGCCUCUUGUCACCAACGUGAUUCCCAUGACGACCAGAGACGAGACUGCCGCCCUGGUGACCGAAAGCGUGCGUCGGCACGCCAAACGUUUCUAUGUGUCUGCGGCCUUUUUUCGGAACGCUUUUCAGGGCAGUCUUCUGCUGAUCCCGCAAUUUCUGCUCUUCAACAUGAGCAACGCACUCCUCUUCUUCGCCACCUCGGUCGUCCACGCCCACCUGAACGCCUACGGCCGGGACAUCGGCUUGACGGACGCGGAAGCGGCCAACCUGGUCCUCUGCGUCGGCCUGGCCCAGCUGGUAGCUCGUCUUGUCUGUGGUCUGUUGGUACAGUUUACGCGCAGCCUGAUUGCGCCCAUCUCCAUUUGCCUGGCUUGCGCCCUUCUCAACGGGUUGGCCACGCUGUUGCUGCCGCUCACUGAGACCUACGCCGGUAUGGUUGUCUACGCGGUGCUGUUCGGCGUCUUCUCGGCCCCCGGAGAGGCGCUCGGCACUCAGAACGUGAUAGACAUUCUUGGUGUGGAGGCGCUAAGCGCUGGAUACGGACAGAUGGUAUUUUUCCAGGCUCUCGGCUACCUUGUCGGGGCGCCGAUUUCAGGUCAGUCUCUGCUCACGCUUAUGUCACAUGCAUUCAUCAUACUUCGUUUAAGGUGA